UGUGAUAGAAACUUUACCUCUGUAUCGAACUGUUAUCUUGUAGUCAUACGAAUUUCAAUAUCAACAAUGGGAUCUUCUAUACAUGUAACUACUGUGAAUUGUGUCUAUAUAUUUUUACAAAUAUGAAUUCUUAUUUUCGUCUUUAUUUAUCAAUUUUAGGGAUUUUAAUAUUUAUUACAGGGAGAACGCAAUGUGUAUUUUGUAAAUGCAGAAGAUUUUUGCACUCCUGACGAUUCGAAAUUCUUUGAAAUCACAGUUGUUAAGCCUUAUGAGAAUGAAAUUUCAUUUACUGAGAACCUCAAAGCCACAAGAGCAUACGCAUAUUCCACGGGUGUAAACUGUACAUUACGUAUAAAUGGCAUUCCUUCGUACGACAUCAUUCUAAGCGUUAUGUACAUUAGAUUUCGACCUGGAUGUGGAGAUUAUCUUCUAAUUUCUGAUGGAAACAAGCAAGUUGGUUUGUGUGGUUCAAAGAACGAGCGGGAUUCCAAUAUGCAGUUUUAUGGGAAAGAAAUUCAGAUUCAUUACUUCACCGAGCAAAAAGGUCGACAGCCAUUAGAUAUGAAUGGAUUUACUCUUUCGAUAACACUGAGUAAAAAAAGUAAUCAAUGCUACGAUUUUCGAUGUGAAAAUAAUUAUUGUAUCAAUGCUCGCUAUGUCUGCGAUGGAAUUAACAACUGUGGUGAUUUUAGUGACGAAAUCGAUUGUCAGCAGAUAGCACGAAAACCUUUUCCGGGCACUGUAGUAGUUAUUGCCAUGUUUCUUGUGAGUGUCAUGGGACUUGUAUGUGGUUUUUGCAUUUCUAUCUGUAUGAGAGCAGUAUGGAGAGAUCUUGUCAGAAUAUAUCUUCUUAGAGAUAAUCGUACGUCUUUGUUCUGUUGUAGUCGUUUUCGCUCUCGUUUGUGUUCAUCUUGUAAUUAAAUUUAGAAAUUCCGCCAAGCUGUUGAAUUUUACUGAUGCGUUGUAACAUUGCCAUUUUGAAGAUUGAUAUUUAUUGAACAAAUUGUAAAUUGAGUUUUCCAUGUAUUUAAAUCUAUUAAAACUGAAAAAAACUAUGAGUUACUUAUGAACUAUUAGUAACUAUGAGCUACUUUUCGCCAAAGAUGGGAACUAAAUGGUGGUAAAUUUAUGUAUCAGAAACCAAUAUCAUUGAUUAGACAUUAUUAUAUAACUAUUAAAUGACUUUUGUUGAUGUGAAUAAAUUUUUUUUUCACACUGGUGAUAUAAAACUUAAGUAGCUGCUGAAAUUUUCUCUAAAAGCUUUUGAAGAAACUUUUAUACCAUAGCUUGAAAUCUAAAAAGAAUGAGAUAAGUCUAUGUAAACUCUUACAUGAGGUUUCUACAAAUAUAUUUUCCGUUUUGGUAUUGGGGGAAAAACUUUCCUAUUUGUUUUGCUAAAUCUAAUCUCUCGGCCCUUUUAUAAUUUACAGUAUCAAUUGGAGUUUCUGUUGAUUUUGAAGCAGUAUUGCCAGAUUUACAUUGCAGAACCAGAAAAACUGGUACAUCUACCAAAUAUUGCUUACAGCCCCCACGAGCAAGUACAAGUGCAUGGACUCGAUGAGCGUCUGAAAGUAUACUGGAAGCAAUUCACAUCAUGAGUUCUACAGGACAAUCCACAAUUCUACAAAAGUACCAUGUGGCAGAAUUUCUUCAAUAAUGUUCUAAUCUUGGGAUUUAGUUGAUUCAUUGAAGUGACUUAAGUCGAAAGGGAGUUCUUGGAGCCACUCGGUGACGUGGGGUGUCUCAUUGUUCAGCUGGAAUUGUCGAAAUUUGUCGGAAUGCACAAUGGACACGAAUAGGUGUAAGUGAAUGGACUGGGUGUUUAUGCAUUUAUCACUUGUCAGAUUAAUCUCUUGACAUAUCUAGGAUUCCAUAUCAUGCUUACUGCACACACCUCAUAUCAUCUCAGAGGGUAUACCAGAUUGAACAGCCCUCAAUUGACAUGUAAAGUCCAUAAAUUCAUGAGAUUGUCUCUAUACCCAUACAAGUUCAUAGGCCCGAUACAAAUGGAAAUCACAUUCCUCAGACAAGACAGUGUGUUUCUAGUCAUCAGCACUCUAAUAGCGGUGUGAAAUCCAUGGCAGAAAAAGCAUAGUUUUAUGCGGGGCAAUCAAAAUGGUACACAAAUGGGCUUUCGGCUACAGAAAUGUAGGUCAAUGAUGGUCCGUCGAAUAGUUCUCACACUGAUACUUGUCGAUGCCACAGCACUGAAAUCCAUGGCAAUUUGAGGAAGUGCUGCACGUCUAUAUAGUGUAAAGAUUCUGCUGUCGAUGUUGAUAUUCUUUCAAAGUCUUUUCCUUCAGCACCGAUGUCGGAUGUUUGAUGUUCCGCCAGAUAUUUAAUAUUCACAGUACACUCUUGAAAUUGUCGUACUCGAAAUUCAAAUUUUCCCAUUAUCUCCAAUAUGCUUUGUUCUAUUUCUAGUGUGUCGACUUUAAGGCCUCGUCCAAAAUCACUUAAAUCUUUGUAACCCGCCACUGUAGCAACAAAAACCGAUCUAACAGCCUUGCCAGACACCUAUUGUCUUUUUCUAGGCCACAUGAUAUUAUGCUGAUUGGUUGCAUAGCUCCUUUAUUCGGACAUACAUGUCUGUACCAAUUUUUCUGGCUCUUCAUGGUAUUGUGUGGUGUUUUUUUUUAAAUAGAGAACAUUGUUAAAUAAAAUCUGUAACAUAAAUCAGACCCAAUAUGGAGCAAAAUAAUUCUAUUUUGACAACAAAAUAUGUUUUGUAGUGAGAGAAGUUUUAAACAAUUGCACCAUGAAAUACAAACAUAAAUCUUUGUUACAGUCAAAGUAUUCAGGAAAUAAGAUGGAAUUUUUGUUACCUUUCACUUGGAUUUUCAUCAUAAAAAUAAAAAAUUUUUUUGUAUCAAUUGGAUUAUUGACGUUAUCUU
Molecule: messenger RNA, 2894 nt
Organism: Argiope bruennichi
Lineage: Eukaryota; Metazoa; Arthropoda; Arachnida; Araneae; Araneidae
Product: low-density lipoprotein receptor-related protein 10-like
Exons: 6
Coding region: 391-921 (176 amino acids)
Molecular function (GO): protein binding
Source: RefSeq, a predicted model, not a curated record